AUGCAACUAUUUUUAAUAAUGAUAGUAAAUAAAAAAACUGCCGAAUAUUUGCAAGCUGAACUUAUUUAUGAUGGAUUUCGAGCAGCAUCUGCCGAUGGUACUUUAAGACAACGAGAAAUUGAUGCAAUAUCUGCAUUAGCAAAAAAACUUGGUAUGACUGAAGAAAAAUUUCAAACAAUACUUGAAUUAUAUAGAGAAUAA
This is a messenger RNA of Rotaria sp. Silwood2, 201 nucleotides long. The record is from the annotation of a GenBank genome assembly. NCBI's taxonomy places the organism in Eukaryota, Metazoa, Rotifera, Eurotatoria, Philodinida, Philodinidae.